This is a messenger RNA of Peniophora sp. CBMAI 1063, 1641 nucleotides long. NCBI's taxonomy places the organism in Eukaryota, Fungi, Basidiomycota, Agaricomycetes, Russulales, Peniophoraceae. The record is from the annotation of a GenBank genome assembly.
AUGCCAGCUUUACGCGUGCGCGUCGAGAGCGCGCCGCCUCUCCCGCCUCUCAAGGCCUGGUUACCUCUGAAUGAGGACCAGCAUGAGACCGUAAUGGACUUGCAAGCCGAGCUGUGCAUGCGCCUGAACACAAAAUACUCUGCGAUUGUGUUGACCCUCGAUGGUUAUGAACUCAUUGCUAGUUCUCCUGUCCGUGACGUGAUUCGCGACGGAGAACUUAUUGUGAUUCGCUCUUCGGUGAAGCCAUUGAAACGCUUGGCUGAGCCUGAGCCUGAGCGGCCGAGGAAGAGAGCCAAGCUUCUACCGAAAGCGGCAUCACUCACGUUCGAGGCCAUUCCGGCUGCAUCUUCGAGCUCGAGCUCCUCCUCAUCGUCGUCCGACUCCUCCGACUCUACGUCGGAUGACAGCUCCUUGGACUCAGACUCGAGCUCAGACGCAGAUUCGGACUCGGACUCGGAUUCCACGUCAAGCUCGGACUCAGGACCGUCUACCCUACCUACGACCAAAUCCGCGGCGCAAGUACGCAAACAAGUGACCAAACCGCUACCAUCUGCAGCAAAGGCGCUUAAAUCUCAACAAACUACACCGCACAUCCCACCUGGCCAUGGCAAAGCUUCAACCCAAUCUCGCAACGCCCGCAGACGCAAGAAACGCGAGUUCGAACGCGUAGCUCAGUCUGCGCCCAUAGCCGGCGCUUCCGCGGCGAACUCUACACCUCUCGGCGUACACAGUCACAAUACGGAGUCUGCACCGCCAUUUGCGUCUGAGCUUCCGACCGCAACGAAUGGUAUGGACGUAGACGGGACUGUAUACCCCGACGCGAACAGCGACCAGCCCGACAUGCUCUCGUUCUCGAACAAGAACAAGCGUCGAGGCUUCAAACGCGCCAUGGCCGACAUCCCACCCCAACGCAUCACCUUCCAUGAUGAGACCGCUCUCGCUCAAGUUGCCGGUCCAUCCUCAACACCUCUGCGACCUUCCGCCUCACGUCCUACCUCGCCCACCAAACCUCCACGCCUAAUCCCACCCUCCGAGAAAGCAGCCCUUGGCAUGUUGCCGCCCGGCAUGAUUGUGACGAGCGUAGACGUUGAAGCCGGGAUGUGGCCAACGAAGAAUUUUGACAAGAAGCGGAAGAAGAAGCAAAGAGACGCGUGGGGCACCGAAGAGCAUGCGCAACAUAGUCAGGAGUACAUCCCCGCCGGACGACAGUCGGCAUCUCAGGAGGACGAUUGGAGCGGUGCGCUGCCAUAUGGAGAUGGUGAACACGGUGGAGGCGUUGCCGAGUUUAUGAAGAUACUUGGUGGAGCGCUGGGCCAUGGAGAGAAGGAGGUCAAAGAGGAGAUGCUCGAUUGGGCUGAUCUUGAGACGCGGUUCGAUGCCGCUCAUCCUGUUUCUCAAGAGAGUUUGAAGGCUGGUAGCCUGGUGGCGUGGAAGGAAUUCGGUGUUCAUCCUGUACGGCUUACACCGGAGAUGGUCGUACAUGCUGCGAUGGUGGAGAGCGUCGAUACCGCCACGGGGAAGGUCGCGAUACGCUCGGCGCGUCGCGAGGCUACGUUCGGAGCACUUGAGGAGGAAGGAGAGCCCGAGAUCGCCGAGUAUGAGCUGAGUGCGCUCGGGCAGUUGGGGUGGAAGAGUAUGUAA